Molecule: messenger RNA, 5815 nt
Organism: Ectocarpus sp. CCAP 1310/34
Lineage: Eukaryota; Phaeophyceae; Ectocarpales; Ectocarpaceae
Source: the annotation of a GenBank genome assembly
AUGAACGCGGUAUGCGUGCGUGACCACCUUGUUCGCUUUGUCUCUCGUCUCCCGACUGGGCACGGUACACGUUGACGCAAUCGGUCUUGUUCCAAUGCUUCCGUCGUCUCUCCCGAACGUGGACAGAGGCUCGCGAUGUCCACCACGUUUUGACACAGUGUGCCCCGACGCUGCCUGACGCAGAGGCUGCGUGCAGUGCAGACAGUUGGGGAAAAGCGCUCUGCCCAAUGCUGCAGCCUCUGGCUCUUGGGAGGUCCUUGAUCUCCCGCGAUAUGUCGAUCGGGGCAAAGCAACCGUCACCGUACCAUGCAUCUCUAGACUGGUGUACCGCACCCGUCAGAGAAGAGCUGCCGUUGCCCAGCACCGCCUGCUUGGUGGCACUCAGGGAAAAGGAAAUCUCCGCCAACAGCGGAUCGUACCUGUUGCAGAUCCAUGGUCCCGUCUCUCCCUUCCAAGUCGCGGACAUAUACAACACACUAGUGAUCCAUCCCUCGAGGGAGUCCAUUCGGAAAAUGGAGAGCCAUGGAGACGGGAGCGAAAAUGCUCCCGGUGGUGAUCCUGGUGGGAGACCAGAUGAGGUUGAGAUGCUACGAGGCAAGGUAGCCUCGUUGGAAGCAUCGCUGGACAGCAAGUUUGACGGCAUGAUGGCCAUGAUGUCGAAGCUGUUGGCCAAAGGAGAAGGGUCAGGCAGCACCACGGAGGGUGCUGCUGCUGGCAGCGGCGCCAUGGAGGGCGCCGCAGCUACUGCGGAAGUCCGGAGAGGGGCACCGCAGAGUUGGAGUGGACAGGGCGAGACGUACCUGCCCGAACCUUUGAGAGAGUCUGGUCCUCCUGCGGGAGGGCGACACAGCGGCGAAGCUAGGGGGUUAAACCCCCGAGAGGAAGGAACGGUGGAAAUCCCUGUGCACAACAACGGUGGUCGGACCAAACAAGAGCUGUGUAUUGACUACCCAAGCCAGCAAGUAGAACUGGCUUUUCACGCGUGGAACUUUUUGAGCCAUGCACUCACGACAGACGAAGACAAGAAGACGAUCAGGAGGGCACAGUCGCCUCUGGGGGCGCUUCGGGAAUUGCAAGAGAUGUAUGACCCGAUCACAACCAUGCAGAAUGCAGAUGACAUGCAGAAGUUAUUGGUCAAGAGAAUCCCCGAUGAUCGACACCCCGUGCACACCCUCCGUGAUAUGUUGACGACUGCCGAACGCCUUAACACGAAAGGCAUCGUUGCUAACGAAACUUUCGUUUUGAACCACUUCGUUGGUGCGCUUCCGAACGAGUUUGCCAUGACCAAGCACAACCUGCGGCACCAGAAGGUUUUGACGAAAGAAGACGUGAUUCGCGAGGUCACAAUCGAGUACAAUGCGAUCACGGAGAAGCGGAAAGCAGCGAAGAGAGGAGCACGGGGCCCCGAGCAGGCCUACCUCGCCAACGGUGGCCGCGGCACGCGGUCAUCUGGCCGAGGCUGGGGCCAGGGUCGUGGUGGUGGCCGCGGCAGCAGCGGCGGACGCGGCAACGGCCGGGGCGGUAGCAGCAAAGGCGGAGGGGAUGGUGGAACGAAGGAGAGCAAGUCGGACAGUAGUGGGGGAACAGGGGCCGGCGGUCGCGGCGGUGGGAAAAGCGAGAUUCCUUUCCGGUGCUUCACGUGCGGUCUCAAGGGGCACAAGUCGUUCCAAUGCGAGACCAAGGAGAGCGACUACAACCCGCAAUGUGAGCACUGCCUAGGGUGGGGCCACAAGAAGGAGAAGUGUCCUACGGAGGCGGCGGUGCUUGCCGAGGUGGUGAGCGAUGUUGAUUCCGUCGAGAACCAGGCCUACAUGGCGGAGGCAACCCAGCCAGGCGAGUGUGGUCGUACCGUUGAUCUUGGUCUAGUGGGGGUAGAGGAACAAGGCCAGGGUGUCAUGAGGUACGUGGCCGAUUCAGGGGCCACGUGCUCCAUGUUCAGAAGCGCAGACGGCUUCAAGAACUACCAAGAGUGUAAUCGACGGGUGAAGGGGAUUGGUGGAGAAUUCCUUCGAAUUCUAGGAUACGGGGACGUGACCGUAGUCCUUCAGUCGGAAGGCCAAGAAGUACCCGUGCCGAUUAAGCGUGCAGCCCAUGUGCCAGGAAUGGACUUGAACCUUAUCUCGCUCACUUCGUUGACCGAGGAAGGCCACACGUACGCUGGAAAACCGGGGGGGCUAGUGCUAACCACGAAAGCAGGGAAGGAAGUGUGGUUCCCCCAACUCGGAAAAUUGCUCUCUCUGUGGGGCUAUCAAACCGAGCCCGAGGUAGACACCGCCUGUGCCGCUAUUAUUGUUCCUGGCGAAGCGAAAGCCGCCACCCCCACUGACCUCAACGAAUUCCACAACUCGCACGGCCACGCUCACGAGAGGUUGCUGAGGCUCACGGCGAAGCAGCAGGGAGUGGAGCUGACGGGAGGGCCGCUCCUGAGCUGCACCGGCUGCUCUAUGGCUAAGGGGCAGGUGAAAGCCGUUCAGAGAUUCACGGACACACGCGCAGUUAAGAAACUGUUUCGAGUUUUUAUCGACCUGGGGGGGCGGAUGCAGUUCCAUAGCAUCGGGGGCAGAUGGUACACCCUCAUCAUCAGAUGCGAUGCCACCCGUUGGACGCGCGUGUUUUUUCUGAAACGCAAGUCUGAAGCAGCCGACGCACUCGAGCAAUUUAUCGCGGAUUACCGGUCGGAGGGUACUCCGUGUGAGGUGUACGUUGUGCGUUCAGACAACGAAUUCCAGGGGCAGUUUUCGAAGACUUGCCGGAAGUGGGGUAUCAAGCAAGAGAAGACCCCCCCGCACACCCCCAAGUACAACGGUGUUGCGGAAAGAUGGCUAGGCAUCAUUAGUGAUGCCGCACUAGCGUCACGCAUUCAAGCUAAGGAGAUGUUCCCUGACGCGCCAACUGACCCGGCCUUGUGGGCUGAGGCGAUCGCAUGUGCAUGCCAUCAACUGAACUGCACCGCCACCACCGCCAACCCCGGGGACAAAUCUCCGUAUGAGAUGUUCCACGGGAAACCGCCCCCGGCCGGGUCGGUGUACCCGUUCCUCAAACCGGCGGUGUACAAGGCACGAAGAGAGAGAAAAUCGCACCCCAAGGGCCGAAAAGGAUGGUACCUCGGACCGGCCCACAACCACCCCCGUGAUUGCGUCCGCAUGCUAACCGAAGCUGGAACCGUAGUCACCACCCGCAACUUCACUUGGCGCCACGUACCCGCUGUUUCGCCCGUUCCCCCGCAACUGCCCCUCGCGGAUAUUGGGGAGGGAGGGGAGGGCGAGGGCAGUGAGGACACGUCGAGUCGAGGUGGAGGGGGGGAAGAGGACUUGGCGAGUGAGUCCGACCUCGACAUGACGGAGAUCCGUGGGCCGGGGCGUGCGACACUGCCGGCGCGCGAGAAUGCGCCGGCGGUACCCGGCAACGGGAUCCAGGGGGACGAAGGUAGUGCUCCCCCGUCGCCCCAUUUGGGAGGGGGCGAUUUUGGUGGCGGCGAUGGCAUCCCCACCAGCAGCAGCAGCAGCAGCGACAGCAGCAGCAGCAGCAACAGCAGCAGCAGCAGCAGCAGCAGCAACAGCGACACCAGCGGCGGCGGCGGUGAACCCGAAGACUCCGGCGGAGAGGCCGGGGGAGCUGGGGGCUCCGACGUCGACGGCGAGGAUAGCGGCGGCAGCGACGACGGCGAGUACAAAUACGACCCCGCCGAUACCCGCUACCCCCCCGGGACGCAGGGAAAGAAACUUCUCUGGGGCGCCUCGAAGGAGGGCCCACUGCGCUACGGGCUGCAGCGCGGUCGCACCCGGAAGCAGACACGGGAGCUAGCGGAGGCCGAGAGGACCGCCGAGGGUGCCGCCGAGGAGGCCGCCGAGGAGGCCUUGCUGUCAACAGUCCUGGAGGUGGAGGGAGGCAAGGAGCUCGUCGCUGAGUAUCUCCAACGGUCGUUGGUGGAGGAGCGCCAGAUGGAGGAAAUGGCCCUACAGGCUGAGAUUGAAGAGAUGAUGCUGCAGUCGGACGUGCCGGUGGAACGUCCUUUCAACAUCGACUGCAGCAACCCUGAGCUAAGUAUCCCCUCGCCAAUCGGGCAGAAACCUAACGAUGUAGAGGCUCUGCCGUUGACGUACGAGGACGUGAAAUGGUCUAAGUACAGGAAGCAGUGGGACGAGGCAAUCAAGAAGGAGAUGGACGGGCAUGAGAAAACAGGGACGUUCUCUAAAAUCGAGAAGCUCCCUGAAGGUCGGAAGGCAGUCAGUACGAAGUGGGUGUUCGAUUACAAGACUGAUGAGAAGGGGUUGAUUACCGACUUCAAGGCCCGUCUGGUUGCUCGUGGUUUUUCCCAAGUCCACGGACAGGACUACCACCACUCUUCAUCAGCGUGCCCAGCCGUUUCAUCGAUUAAGCUCGCGAUGGCCUUUGCCACAGAGGGCGGCCUACCCACACGCCAUUUCGACAUUAAGCAGGCGUACACGCACGCAAAGAUCCAGGAAGAACUCUAUGUGCGGAUUGCCGAUGGUAGUGGUGCCAUGGCUGGCAAGGUGCUCAAGGUAGAACGGGCACUGUAUGGUCUGAAGCAGAGUGGGCGUGAGUGGGGUUUUGAGGCUGCUAAUAUCCUGGUGGAUAGCGGGUACGAGCAGUGCAGGGCUGACCCGUGUGUGUUCCGUAAGAUCGUGGAUGGGAAGGUAGUGAGCAUCAUCGUGAUCUACGUGGACGACAUCAUGUACGUAGGGUCGGAAGAAGAGGGCGAGGAGUUGCUCACUUCCCUGCGUAAGACACUUCCUGUGAAGGAUUUGGGGGAGUGCACCUGGUACGAUGGAUGUGCGAUUGAAAGGGAUUUGGAGUUGGGAACGACCACACUGUCCCAGAAAGCGUACAUUGCAGGACUGAUGGACCGUUUUGGGAUCACGACGACCGCAUCCACCCCCGCUGACCCCAAUGCCGAUCUAGGGCCGAAGAGAGAUGACGAGCCCGGGGUGGAUAAGCCAGUGAGGCAGGCGAUCGGAUGUCUGAUGUGGCCUGCGACAUUUACGAGGCCGGACAUCGCCACCGCUCUGAACGCAGUGCAACGGAACGCUCAUGCGCCCACCAUGCGAGACUGGAAGGCGCUCGUGCAGAUCCUGAGCUAUCUCAACGCCACGAUGGACCUCGGCAUCACCUACGUUCGGGGUUCGGGGCUAGACCUAGAGGUGUAUGUUGAUGCCAGCUACGCCGACAGGGACACCGGCAGGCGUUCGGUGACGGGAAUAGCCGUAACUGUUGGUGGUACCGUGGUCAGCCACGCUAGCAAGACGCAGCGUAUCGUGUCUCUGUCGACCUCGGAGGCUGAGUACAUUGCAGCCGGGGAAGGCGUGAAAGAAGCCUUGUUUGUGCGUGCGGUGCUGUCUUUCAUAGCGCCUGAGACGAGUGGGGCGAAGAUCAAGGUCCUUGAGGACAACCAGGGGGCGAUAUCGUUGGUGCAGAACCCCUUUAGCUCGGCGAGGAGCAAGCACAUCGACGUGCGGUUCCAUUUCAUUCGAGAGCUGUUCAAGUCGGGCAGAAUCUCCGUCGAGUACAUCCCGACUGACGAGCAGCACGCCGACCUUCUCACCAAGGCUCUUGGUAGGACCAAACUAGAAGACCACCGGAAUGCUCUGAUGAACAUCCCGGGGUAGUGGUCUGUUUUUUUUUUUUUUGUUUAGCACUGGACUUUAUGAUCAUGGUACGUCACGCAGGAAGGAUUUACCGGCACGUCACUCGAGGUUGGAGCCUAGAAGCGCCCGUAGCGCUACCGAGAGAUGCGUAAUCCCCGUGCCCGGUACAAUUUGUCCUGCCUUGAUCUUGUCUUGGAAGUGCGGCCGUU